Molecule: messenger RNA, 336 nt
Organism: Macrosiphum euphorbiae (potato aphid)
Lineage: Eukaryota; Metazoa; Arthropoda; Insecta; Hemiptera; Aphididae
Source: the annotation of a GenBank genome assembly
AUGCUCGAAAAUGUUAACAAUAUCUGCUCAGAACUGGAUGUGACAAAACACUCUAAUUUAACUGCUGUAUCUGUAUUAAAUAAUGAAAACCUCCCUAUAUCUAACGAAGCAACUAUAAACAAUUUUGAAAUGUCACUCGAAUCUUCUGCUUAUAUAGAUAAAGUUGUUUCAAAAUUAUCACUUUCAGUAGGAAAAACUAUUCCUGAAACCAUAAGACGCAUGAUGCAAAAACUAUUUGUCGAUGAUUGGUUACGCAAUUACUCCUAUAUUGGAUUUAAAGGUAAAAACAAAUUUUCUUCUUUGCACUCGUGUAAAAUAUUAUUUGAAGCUGUUUGA